AUGCACCGGUACAGCAGAUCAGAUGAAAUCCUUGGUUCAUCUGAAUUCAAGUCCGUCUACUCUGGCUUUGACCACCAGCAGGGGGUGGCAAUUGCCUGGUCUGUGAUUGACCUAAAGUCAGGGGACUGCACGGACCAGCUGGUGCGGACGCUCCAGCUCAUCCAGAGGGUUGAGCACGACCACAUCGUGCGCAUCCAUGACUGGUUUCUGGACCCAGAUUCGGGAAAGAUGCACGUGGUCACUGACCUCUUUAGGCCCGGGAACCUGCGGGACCUGCUGAAGGCCGCUGGCACGAUAGAUGAAAUCGUGCUGAGAAGGUGGGGGUGCGACCUGCUGACCGCUAUCUCCUUUGUUCACAGCCUCGAUGGCCCUCUCUUCAUCCGGAACCUGCGCAUGGGAAACGACGUUGGGGUCAUCAAGCUGGAUCUGCUGAGCGUUUCGUUUCUGUUCACAUCCCACGGGUAUGCCAGGGAGAGGGUGGAGGCGAUCAGGGUCAUGUCUCCAGAGCAUUUGCUAGGCCCAAGCGAUGAGAAGGUGGAUAUCUACGGGUUUGGCAUGGUCAUGCUGGAGGCAGCCACCAGGCUCCAACCGUACAAGGAAUGCAGCACGGUUGCAAGCCUCUACGACAAGGUGACACACUUUCAGCCCCCAAAAGCUCUUGGUGAGGUAAAGGACAAAGGCCUGCGCGACAUCAUAAAGAGGACGUUGCUGAGGGCGUGCGAGCGGCCCUCCGCACACGAGUUGCUCAACCUCCCCUACUUUCGAUUCGAGCCUAGCCUCUGGGGUAUGCAUGUGGUGGUAAUUGACGACGACCCAGUGAACCUCAGGAUGUGCACCAGGCUUUUGGAAAAGGAGGGCGUCACUGUUGUCCCCUGUAACACUUUCAACGAAGUGAUCGCCCUACUGUCCACCCGGGCUUUUGCAGCUCUCAUCACUGACAUUAUUAUGCCAAUGAUGAACGGUUUCGAGAUGAGCGCAAGGUUGCGGCAGCUGAGGUACAGCUCGCUGAUGAUCAUUGGGAUCAGUGCGCAGGAGAGAAAGGACCUUGACGAACGCAUGGCAGAGAGUGGGAUGGAUGCGUUUGUGCAGAAGCCCUUUACAUUCGAGAACCUGCGGGUUGCAUUUACAAGGGCCCGCCUCAGAAGAACUUCGAGCGCCAAGGAAGUUGCUUAG
This is a messenger RNA of Klebsormidium nitens, 1173 nucleotides long. The record is from the annotation of a GenBank genome assembly. NCBI's taxonomy places the organism in Eukaryota, Viridiplantae, Streptophyta, Klebsormidiophyceae, Klebsormidiales, Klebsormidiaceae.